UACAAAAACAUUUCAUUACGAUCAAACAUUCACUCAACCAAACCAAAUUAUCAAUCACUUUUUUAACAAGCAAUUAGAUCCUGUGCAGGGCGGUUUUCUACAAACGUUUUUGUUGUAUGCAAAUCACCUUGCCAUAGUCGAUCGGCGGCCUCUCCCUACCCGGGCAUUUUUAUCUUCGGUGCCGAGGUUCCGGCUGGUUUAUAUCGCUUCGCCAAGAUCAAAACGUACUUCCAAGAAGGUGAUAAGAACCUGCCAAAACAUUUAACUGCGUUAUUAUCCGUACGCGAGUGUUAACAAAAAAUGAAAAUGUUUUGUGUGAGAAAAAAUAUGAGGAAUGGGAUUAUCGCGAUUAUUGCGAACCAGGGCAACGUGCGUAUUUUCCAGACCAUGACCGAAGACAUCAUGAAAUACCCAUGCAAAGCGUACACGAUCGAUUCCAGAUUGCCUCGGACGUGUGUUUCGAAUUCAAUGGAAAAGUGGAAUCAAAAAGAAAACCAAUUCUGCGAUGUUCGCUCAAAAAUAUUAUCAAACACAGUUGUGUCACGUCACCACAUGACGCCAGAAAUUGCACUUCAUCUCAUAACGCCUGAAUGUGCUAUUUAUCAUCAACCGAUUGGCCCAGAUUUCCCGUUCAACAAUGAUCCUUUCUGGGGAUUCUUUUGGCCCGGUGGCCAAGCUCUGACUAGAUUUAUUCUUGACUAUAAGGAUCGUUUUCGUGGGAAAUCAAUUCUCGAUCUGGGCUGUGGAUGUGGUGCUUCUACGGUUGCAGCAUUACAAGUUCAAGCAAGCCAUGUAAUUGCGAACGACAUUGACCCAGAUGCACUCCAAGCUACACUUCUAAAUGUGGAAAUAAAUGGAGUCAUGAAUGGGAGAAUGCUAUCCUUGAACGAUUCGAAUUUCGUCGGCCGCGAUUCCGGUGUUAUAGAUUGUGAUGUUAUAUUAAUAGGAGAUAUGUUUUAUGAUAAGGAUAUUGCUGCUGAUCUUCAUCCUUGGAUGCAGCGAUUGGCUCGACAUGGAAAAGAGAUAUUUGUCGGCGAUCCUGGGCGACAUGGAAUCACAGAAACAGGUGUACUAAGAGAAAUGGAGCAUAUGGUACAAUAUAAGCUACCGAACAAUGUGUGUCUAGAAAAUAACGGGUUUUCACAUGUAAAUGUAUGGCAGUUCUGGGUAAAUCAGUAAAAUAUUAUGCUUGUACACAUUGCUUGCAUUUAAAAUAGUCAUAGGGACACCAAAAAGGCUAUAGGACAUAUUUCCUGUUUCUCAUUAUUUCCAUUCGAUAAGCAUGGUAUAAGUAUAUUUUUUUUUUAAUUGUAGCAAAAUAAAUUGUUCAAAAAUUUCUACUUUA
Anopheles aquasalis is the source of this 1345-nucleotide messenger RNA. RefSeq names its product electron transfer flavoprotein beta subunit lysine methyltransferase-like. Lineage: Eukaryota; Metazoa; Arthropoda; Insecta; Diptera; Culicidae. Gene Ontology annotation, molecular function: protein-lysine N-methyltransferase activity. Gene Ontology annotation, cellular component: mitochondrial matrix. Gene Ontology annotation, biological process: peptidyl-lysine trimethylation. The record is from RefSeq and is a predicted model, not a curated record.